Molecule: messenger RNA, 315 nt
Organism: Paramecium primaurelia
Lineage: Eukaryota; Ciliophora; Oligohymenophorea; Peniculida; Parameciidae
Source: the annotation of a GenBank genome assembly
CUCCAUUGGGAUUGACCAAAAAAAUACUUAAAGGUAUACUUUGAAUGUUCUUAUCAUAAACUUCUUAUAAUUAGGCUGUAAUUCCAAAUAAAGUUUAAUUAAUAAUCAAGGAAUAUGUUAAAGCAAAAUAUGGCAUGAAAUUUCUAACUGAAAUAUAUAUUGGAGAGUAAAAAUAUUCUUAACUGGGUUAAAUUUAAUAUUGAGCUAAAUGGUUUUUAUACCUUAAAUAUAAUUGAAGUAUACCAAGGUCUAGUACUAGGAAUGAAAUUUUUAUAUUUGAACAUUCUUGGAAAUUGUGCGAAUAUUUAGUUAUAC